GGCUGUUUGUCGGUUUGUCUAGAACUUGGCUCUACAUGAUGAUUGGCACGAUGACUUAUUCAGGAGGACUUAGACGUCAUCAACCUCGGAUGCGAUCCUCUUUGCACGGCCUACGUACAUACCUACGAGGUCGACGCCUGUGAACCUCCUCGAGCCGAUGCCUCCGGUCAUAACGGCAGCGUGACCGAAGUGUGACCGACGCGACGCGGGAUCGUCGGCGCCUACGCGAUCGACUUGCGCGAACUUGGCUGGCUCCUGCCAUAUCCCCGCCCAUCGUCUACCACGACUCGUACUUCCUCCUCGACACCCUCAUCAAUCAUGUAUGGUAGCAGCGAUAUUGAAUAUGAGGACUCGGACCUCGAAGUCGCCGCGGUCCUGCAGUUAUCGCGCGACGAGUACCGACGCUCGCGCGUCUCGUCGAGCACGACCGCAGGUCCGUCUAACUCGGGCCCGUCGCGCGUGUCUUCGUUGCCGUUCUCGCCGCAGACGUUCUCCGCGCCCCUUCGCAGACCCGAAACACACGCUGAACACCAGAUUGCGGACAUUGACGCGGAAAUCACGGAGAUUGACGAGCGUGUAGCUAGGGAGCAAGCCCGCCGCGUGGAACUUGUGCGGCUCAGGCGCGAGCUGCUCGCAGUGCAGCAGCGACAGGAAGGCUCCGAGUCCGCAGCGUCGGUGCCCGACAAGGGCAAGGGCAAGGGCGUCGCUCCGCGCGUCGUGGAUUAUGCGGCAGGCGAGUUCGCGUGGUCGCGUAGGCUGAAAGCGAGGAUGCGGGCUAUCUUCAAGAUCCAGAACUAUCGCCUCUGUCAAGAGAGUGUUUGCAACGCAAACUUGGAUGGCCGUGACAUUGUAUGUGUGAUGCCGACGGGUGGAGGCAAAUCGCUCACGUACCAACUUCCGGCCCUCGAGUCCCCAGGUUGCACGUUUGUCAUCUCGCCCCUCAUAGCGCUGAUGACAGACCAAAUUCUGCAUCUUCAUGAGGCUGGUGUGAAUGCUGUCAUGUUGACUAGCCUGACAUCAAGACAAGAACAAUCUACCAUCAGGCAACAUCUUAUAACUAUGGCAUCUGAUAGGUGUAUACCUGAAAAAGAAAUAAAACUUUGUUAUUUGACACCUGAGAAGCUUUCAAACAACAAGGAUCUUGUUGCUGUUAUAGCCAAAUUGUAUACUGCAAGAAAACUUGCCCGCUUUGUGAUUGAUGAGGCACAUUGUGUCUCAGAGAUGGGACAUGACUAUAGACAUGACUACCAGAGGCUUGGGCUUCUUCGAGAGCUGUUCCCAACAGUACCAAUCCUUGCCCUCUCUGCAACAUGUCCACCCCCGGUGUUGAAGAAUCUCAUGCAAGUCCUGAAGCUGAGGCAGCCUUUACUGAAGGGGCCAGAUGUAGAAGGGGAGGGGACUGUAUACUUUUCUUCACCACUUUACAGAAGCAAUCUGCAUUAUUCAAUUCUGUCAAAGCCAGCCCAUUUCACUGACACAAUACAUGUGCUCAGGGAAUGGAUCAGCAGUCAUCAUCCCAAUGACUCUGGGAUUAUUUAUUGUCUAACCAAGAAGGAUGUAGCCAGUGUUGCAGCUGAGCUUGAAUCAGAGAGUGGGCAAGACAUCAAGACUGGCAUUUACCAUGCCGACUUGUCUCCAGAGGAGAGGAGUAAUGUUUAUGGGAAAUGGAGGGAGGGAAAGGUGAGAGUGAUCUGUGCAACAAUAGCAUUUGGCUUGGGCAUUGACAAGGCCAAUGUGCGCUUUGUUAUCCAUCACUCAUUACCGAGGUCUGUAGAAAGCUUCUACCAGGAGUCUGGUCGUGCUGGUCGUGAUGGGAAGAAUGCAGACUGUGUCCUAUACUAUCGGCCACAAGAUGCAACAAACAUUGCCAGGCUGAUCACAAACCAGCCCUGGAUGUCUUUGGACAAGUUACAUGAGAUGCUGAGAUUUGUGCAAGACAUGCAGACCUGUCGCAAGAUCUUAUUUGCAAAGUACUUCUCAACAGCUGCCCAACUCUCAGUGGAAGACUGGGCUGCAGAGGAUGCAGCAGCUCGCUGCAACCACUGUGACAACUGUCUCUGUGCACCCAGUGCAGUUAGGCAGCUGGAUGUCAGGCUUCCUGCCUGGCAAAUCUUGAAGAUUGUGGAGGCCGUCAAGUCGCAUGGAGACAGGCGCACGCUGGCUCAGUAUACAGAACUUGUGCGGCAAUCAAAAUCCCCCAUCAGCAGCCGCAAUGCAAAUAAGGGUAGUAACCAACUCGACUUGAAGUCAUUGGUGGGUGGCAAAGUGGAGCUUUGCAAGGAGGAUACAGCAAUGUUACUGAUUCAUCUCAUCGUCAAUGGAUACCUCAAGUGGGAGUUCGUGCCCACCACGAAGACAACCAAUGUCUACCUCACUCCUAGCGACAUCACGCACACGUUCACAAGCUGGUCACGCACUGACAUUGAAGGCCGAGGUAAAGGACCGGCGAUGGAGAUGGCCUUCCCAACCAGAGGGACGUCGAAACCAGCAGCCAAGAAGUCCAACAAGACUGCGCGGAAAUCUACGGCAAGUUCGAAGCGCAAGAGACGCACCAAGAGCAAGCCGGAUGAGUUGGAUGAUGAAAAGGACGACGUACUAGACGAUGGAAACGAGUACACCGCCGAGCGACAAGGAAGACGGGGCGAGAGCAGUAACGCGCCGAUCGUGCUGGAACCAGACGUCGAGGCUGAUGUUGAAGACUCGGAUGACAGUGGUGGUGAUGCAUGGUCUUAUUCCAUGCGAGACGAUGGACCGGCCCCGAGGAAGAGACACCAGCCGUAUGUGGGGAAUCGCCAGCGACCGCGAACGAGACGUACCUCUAUACUUGAUGACGAGGAUGUAAUUUCCAUAGACUCCGAUUGACGAACGACGAGGAACGUCACGGUGGAAUGGUAUCAGAUUUAUG
Messenger RNA from Rhodofomes roseus, 2905 nucleotides. Its product is annotated as ATP-dependent DNA helicase. The record is from RefSeq and is a predicted model, not a curated record. Bases 319 to 2862 code for a protein of 847 amino acids. Gene Ontology annotation, biological process: double-strand break repair via homologous recombination. Gene Ontology annotation, cellular component: chromosome; cytoplasm. NCBI's taxonomy places the organism in Eukaryota, Fungi, Basidiomycota, Agaricomycetes, Polyporales, Fomitopsidaceae. The transcript has 16 exons. Gene Ontology annotation, molecular function: 3'-5' DNA helicase activity; ATP binding; four-way junction helicase activity.